CCGCGCCCAAAUCCAACCCAAAAUCCUCGCCCCCGCGCCCGCGUCGCACCACCACAUCACAGGACAGACAAACAGAUCACCGAUCGAUCACGCGUCCACCGCCGCGCCACCCGCUCGGUCACCCCACCAUGGCCGCCACCACCUGCCGCCUCGCCGCCGCGCCGCUCGUCCUCGCACCGCUGCCUCGCCGCCCCACCACGGUCGCCUUUGCCGUCGCCGCCACCGGCAUCAAGUACGUAGGUCUCAGGGCGUCGAGGGGCGUGGCGAUCAGGGCGGCCGACGGCACCGGCAGCGAGACGGAGGUGCCGGAGGUCGUCAAGGCAGCCCAGGACGCGUGGGCCAAAGUUGAGGACAAGUACGCCGUCACCGCCAUCGGCGUCGCCGCGCUCGUCGGCCUCUGGACUGCCAUAGGCGCCAUCAAGGCCAUCGACAGGCUUCCACUUUUGCCCGGCGUGCUUGAGCUCGUUGGAAUCGGGUAUACAGGGUGGUUUACAUACCGGAACCUCAUCUUCCAGCCAGACAGGGAAGCUCUGGUGAGCAAAAUCAAGAGCACCUACAAUGAAAUCACCGGGAGCAGCAGCUAAUUUCAUACCAUUUUCGAGAAGAUUUCUGUAAAUCAGAGAGCAGCAGGACUGCAUCUGUCGGCAGCCAUGCCAGUGAAGAGGAGGUUGCUAACGUUUUGAGACUGGUCCCUCCAUUAUUUCCAUCUUAUCCCCUGGCUCAAAGCAGACAAAAUACUAUUAUUGCUGAUGAGCUGCUCAUGUACCUAUUUUAAUUCAACAAUAAUGAAAUAUGUUUUCAGUUUCCGCUCCAGACAACUGCGUACUACAAACAUCAUUACAUCAAUGUGGGGUUCCCAAUCACCUGUAUUUUCUUUUAUCGAAUUCAAUUUGAAGCCGUUGGCAUGAGAAGUUAAUGAUAAUUAAGAAACA
Oryza sativa Japonica Group (Japanese rice) is the source of this 932-nucleotide messenger RNA. Its product is annotated as protein CURVATURE THYLAKOID 1B, chloroplastic. NCBI's taxonomy places the organism in Eukaryota, Viridiplantae, Streptophyta, Magnoliopsida, Poales, Poaceae. Gene Ontology annotation, cellular component: chloroplast thylakoid membrane; thylakoid. The record is from RefSeq and is a predicted model, not a curated record.